This is a messenger RNA of Darwinula stevensoni, 2325 nucleotides long. NCBI's taxonomy places the organism in Eukaryota, Metazoa, Arthropoda, Ostracoda, Podocopida, Darwinulidae. The record is from the annotation of a GenBank genome assembly.
AUGGAAAAGUUUCCGUCGAUUCGUUUCAUCACCGUGAGCCUCUGCACCCCGUUCGGCGUCCCGACAAUGCCGUGCCUGUUUCGAUCGGAGAGAGUGAGAAAAUUCCAGGUGCGAAUCGGAAGCGUGGAUUUCGACGAUUUCGAGGUCGAAUGGAGGAAUCGUCGCCGAGAGUCUAGAACACGCCGCAUCCCCAAGAAAUUCGUGGAGCGAGAGGGAGGAUCGACGGCCGCUCGAGGACCUCAGUAUGAGGACCUCGGGAUGAGGACCUCGCCCGGCGUGGAGGUGGCGGAGGGAGCGAGGGACGCGAGGGCGUCCUGCGCCCUGGCCGUCUGCGCGCUCCUGCUCCUCGCGGGACUCGCGUCCUUCCCGCGCCGCGUCCCGCCCUCCGCCCCGCGACCGGUCCCGGGGCUCGUGCCCGAACGCUGCUGGACGGGGACGGUUCGAACGCUCUGUCGAGAUCCGGUAAGUCACGUCGGCGUGAACGAGCAGGAAGCGCGCUGCGCAAGAGAGCUGACCUCCAGUGCCCUGUCCCACCCGACCCGGACGCCCAACGCCCUUCCGCCCGAGGAUGCGACAGCCUUUCUCCGCUGCAUGGGGGACGGAGGCGAGGGGACGCGAGAAGCGAAUCCUGGACCGAAUCCGCGGCUGAGGAGGCGUGACCCGCUGUUUCGUCAUCGGAUGGGAGGCCAGCCGCUCGUCUUCGUCCAGAAUGGAUGGAGGGAAAGAGGGUCGAGGGCUCCCCCGUUCGCCGCACCGUUCGCAAUGGAGCUGGACAUCGUGAUCGGGAUCCAGCCGGACGUGGACGCGACGACGCCCACCCCCGCGCCGCGACCGGCGACGAGCACCGACGGGAGACGGGACCGGUCCGCCUUCCGCCGCCUCUUUUCCAUCGGGGGAAAGCGGGAACUCCACCGAAGGCAGAGGCGGAGGCGGGACGUCUCUCGACUGCAUCCACCCUCGAUUAAAGAGGAGACUCUGAGCCUCCUGGACGCCAUGAUAAAGCGAUACGACCGAGAGCUGGAGAAAGCGGAGGCGAAGCGACUGCUUAGCGCCUUCCCCGACGCCACGCGCACGAGCCGAUCGGACCGCAGCGACACCGCCCGGACCUCCUCCUCUCCGAAGCAGAGCCCCAAGCGGAAGCAGACGGGCAGCGCCAUCCCUUUCGGCUCCCUUCAGUCCCGGUCCGCAAAGCGAACCCGGAGCACCGCCAUGCCCCUCGGGGUCCCGCGGGCCCGUCCCGCAAAGCGGACCCGGAGCAGCAUCAUCCCCCGCGGCGCUCCCCAAUCCCGACCUGCAAAGCGGAAGCCGGGUGGCGGUCUCAUCGUCCCCGAGGACCUGGCCGCCCUCGAGUCCGAGGGCGAGGCCAUCGAGGACUCCGGCCUCUACGCCGCCGCCAGGACCGCCUUCAAGGAGCAAGAAGUGCUUCGGAAGGCGCGACUGCGGGACCUGGGCCUCGACUCGGCCAUCCAGCCCAACGAGCAGGAUAUCGCCAUCGUCGCCAGAGUCGUCGAAAGGGGUGAGUCCACCGGGUCCAUUCGAUCCAGCGAGUCAUCCCAGACGGAUUUGAAACGGGGCGAGGAGGCGAAGAAGGAAGGGAGCAGCGGGUCCAUGAUCGCGGUCGCCGUCGCCCUCCUCCUCCUCCUCGCGCUCGUCGCGGGCCUCGUCGUCUAUCGGCGGAUGCUGCCGGGCAGGGCGAAGACGACCAAGAAGGACCGAGCGGCGGUGAAGUCGCCCCAAAAGGAGGCCUCGUCCAAGAUGGCAACCAAGAAGUCGAGAAAGCCCGAGACGAAAUCCAAGGGCUCCAAAUCCCAGAGCAAGAAGAAGAAAAGCAAGGACAGCAAGAGCAAGAGCAAAAAGAAGAGCAGGAAGAGUAGGAAGAACGGGAAGAGCAGAAAGAGCGGGAAAAGCGCGAAGAGCGGGAAAAGCAGAAAGAGCGGGAAAAGCGCGAAGAGCGGGAAGAGCGGAAAGAGCGCGAAAAGUAAGAAGAGCGGGAAGAGCAGGGGGGGGAAGAGCAAGAAGCGAAGCAAAAAGAGCAAGAGCAAGGCAGAUAGGAGUGGAAAGAGCGAAAGGAGCCGAAGCAAGAGCAAGAAAAAGCCGAGACAAAGCGGAGGACAAGCGAUCUUCUACUCCUCCUCCUCCUCCUCCGUGCCCGUGGACAGCACGUACUCCGACGGAUAUUCCCGGUCCGACCCUCCCUCCGAGAGCGACGGUAAGCGUUUCCGUGCCGACGUCGAGCGUUUCCUUCGCACUCCCCGAACGACGAGGAUUCCGUGUCAGGGUCGAGAUACGCGGGGCGCUGAGGCGACCCGAGUCCGAGAGGGAUGA